This is a messenger RNA of Penaeus indicus, 1230 nucleotides long. Its product is annotated as skin secretory protein xP2-like. The transcript has 3 exons. The record is from RefSeq and is a predicted model, not a curated record. Lineage: Eukaryota; Metazoa; Arthropoda; Malacostraca; Decapoda; Penaeidae. Bases 1 to 1230 code for a protein of 409 amino acids.
AUGAGUAAAAUGACAUGGUAUGACUAUCUGAGAGCAGUGCUGAGUGCGGUGUCGCGCCCCGGCCAGCGGAGGGCCGGCGAUCUAUAUUAUGAACGAUCGUAUGAGUUUAAGAGUGAUAAGGCAGUUUUGUAUAUAACUAUAUCAGUGGUUUCAUUGAGAGGAACAUUAGGAAAUAACGGCCGUAGUGGUAUAAGGACACUAAUUUCUUUGAAUCUUUUGCCUUUGUUGGCGGCGGGAUGCUUGGCCGCCCCCGCGGACCUCCUGAGUCUGCCGGCGUCUGCUGGCUUCCACGUCUCCCCUUCGGGUCCCCUGGAGCUGAAGACGGUCCAGAUCCCCGCGCCCUUGGCUGUGACUCCUGCCGCGGUUCCUCCUACGCUCACCUUCGCCUCCGUGGCCGAACAGGCCUCAGGAGCUGACCUGAAGCAAGACCAGAUUUCCGUCCCUGCCUCCAUCGUCCUCAACCCCGCGCUUCCCUCGGCGGCGGUCCUCCCCCCCACCUUCGCCGCUGCUCCCGCCGUCGCCGUUGAUGGGGUUUCGGUCGUGGCCUCUGCUUUGGCCCCGUACAACGUGCGCCUCGACGUCCCCGCACCCGUGCCCUUCGGCGACGCCCCCGCCCCCGAACAGCUGGUGCAGCGAGUGCCCGUGAGGGUGGCGGGUCGCCCCGUGAUCUCGCACACCCCCCUGGUCACCGAGGUUCGGCCCGAGCUCAAGCUCAUCGAGAAGACCUACGACGUGGCCGUGCCCAAGCCCGUCUACGAGACCAAGGAAGUGACUCCCAUCGAGCACAAGUUCGUGGCCGAGCCGUAUGCCGUGCCCCAGCCGUACGCCGUGCCGCAGCCUUUCGCCGUGCCCCAGCCCUAUGCCGUGCCUGUGCCUGUUGCAGAACAAGUGCAUGUGCAACACCACGUAGCUGCUGCUCCUGUUGCAGGCCAAUAUGUAGCUGCUGCUCCUGUUGCAGGCCAAUAUGUAGCUGCUGCUCCUAUUGCAGGCCAGUACGCAGCCGCUGCCCCUAUCGCAGGCCAGUAUGUAGCUGCUGCUCCUGUUGCAGGCCAAUAUGUAGCUGCUGCUCCUAUCGCAGGCCAGUACGCAGCCGCUGCCCCUGUCGCAGGCCAGUAUGUAGCUGCUGCUCCUGUUGCAGGCCAGUAUUUAGCUCCUGCAUCCGGCGUCCUGCACCACACUCAGUCCUUCCCACUUCUCAGUCCUGCCGUUCAAACUGCAUCUGCAAUCUAG